UGCGAAUUACAGAGCUUCGUACAGUAUUUGGGUNGUUGUCGUUUUUGGACGACGUACCACCGCAACCGCGUCCACUGAGACCGAACGACGACAAUUACCAGGUCAGAUACGAACAAAGUAGCAAUUCGAAUCUGGAUAUGCUUCGAUUUGCUUCGAUCGCUUUACAUUUCCCAUCAAGAUUUCUAACGAUGACACUUCCUGUUCGCCCUCUAUGCAACAUACUAUACUAUUGAUCUAUCGAUCAAACAAAUGUUCCACUCGAUAUGCAAAACAGGCUUUCAGUGGAACAAAGUGGAAGCCCGAGGUAUUGGUCCGAGCAGCAUCCUCUCCAUUGCAUCCAGCUCUAUUUGCCCUUAUGAACCGGGAUGAUGAGAGCACCCCAUACCCACGCUUUGGUCACUGUGCAAACUGCACAAACCGAACGCCCCAAAUGAACCGGUGCGGCCGCUGCAAACUUGUGAGGUACUGCUCGAGGGCUUGCCAGUCCGCGCACUGGAAGAAGGUGCACAAGACGAGCUGUGUAAAGGCCCAGCCGUUCUCGUUAUACAAAAGCAUGAACGGGAACGAUGGAUUCCACGUGUCAUCGGACGAAUGCAGGUGGCUCCAGGCGGCGUUGUCACGGGAUCCAAACACUAGUAGCGACAACGUGCUUCAAUGCUUUCGGGCAUACUUUGGUGUCGCAGGGGACCUCGGGGGCUGCUUCGUGUUGUAGAGGGAUAUAGUACAACUAGUGGUGUCUUGGGUUCUAUGACAGCUGCUACAGCUAGUAGUAGGAUCUAUUAACGUCAUCAUUCUUAAGUUCUUUUGCCCCCCGUCACAUCGUCCCUUUUCUGCUCCUUCAAUUUCGCGAAACCGCUUGAGUAUUUGUACUACCACCAGUUCCACUAUUCCAAAAAGGCUUACAGCUAUUGCCGAUGGGCAAACCUCUUGGUAUCUGGUAGGAAAUGGUGCUUCGAGUACAAAUACCAAAUACCAUAAGGUACUACCGUACGUAUGUACAGUUUCAUACUACCAAAAGAUACGAUACUAAUCGAAUUUUUGUUCACAGCAUUUAUGAAUGCGAUUACCUGGUACUCGUACUUUUCCCGUUAACACCGACCAGUUUUUUCGCAAGUUUCGAUGGAUGCGUGCGAAUUACAGAGCUUCGUACAGUAUUUGGGUAGGAAACCUGUUACRAAGUACCGUACGGYACGGUAGUUGAUUAAAAAAAUCAACACCAGCAACGCAUUAUUACGGCUUCCGUCUCUUCUCUGUGUUCUGUUCCGAUUCAGGGUGAUACGUGGGGUGACUAWUAGUUUUUCUAGCAUCUAAACUGUGGUGUACUUAGCACGAUACGAUGACCGAGCCAAAGAAAGAUGCACCGCCCGCUGCUCCAGAGGCUGGCACGGAUGUAAGUAUUGCUGCGGUGUUGGCGUGCGCUGGACCAGRUGAAGUAUUCGUGCAGUGUUGAAGACUGGUAGUUGGUGAUGAAAAMAGUCAGAGGUUUUGCAAACAAUCCUAAUGGAAACAUAACGGGGGACAAUGGGCGAGGCAACAGCGUCAUGCCGCGCGCAUCAGAAAAGCCGUUGACGACUCACGCGUUCCGCUUUUGAUCCUUUCAUUGGCCGCACAAUGUUUUGGCUUCCGGAUCGGCUCGGAUUCACGGUGGUUGCAGGACCAAACGGGAGGGAAGAARCGAUCCCCAUCGGAUUUUCUUAAGAGCGUUCUGGGGCGGCCAGCGAUAGUGAAGCUCAAUUCGGGGAUUGAAUACAGAGGGGUUUUGGCGUGUCUCGAUGGCUACCUAAACAUUGCGAUGGAACAAACGCAGGAGUACGGACUGGACGGACAGCUCAAGGCGACGUACGGCGACUGCUUCAUUCGGGGAAACAACGUUUUGCACAUUUCGUCGCAGGCCAAGCGAAAACAAGGUCUCUAAACAAUCAAAUAAUCAAAGACCAGACUAAAUAUUAAUUUUSUAU
Messenger RNA from Pseudo-nitzschia multistriata, 1958 nucleotides. The record is from the annotation of a GenBank genome assembly. Lineage: Eukaryota; Bacillariophyta; Bacillariophyceae; Bacillariales; Bacillariaceae.